UUUAUUUGAUUUAUCAAUCUUAUUUUUUCUAAGAAGCAAAGAAAGACACAUAUGCACAUAUGACGUCUUCUUCUUCUUCUUCUUCUUCCGAUAUAUAUCAUAUGACCGACCCAUGUGGACACGUGCAUGUGGGCGGACCAGGUUUGGAGGACGGAAGGAGGGAGGGGGACCAGGUUUGGAGGAGGGAGGAGCACCCGGGAGGCAGGGAAGUAGCAGAUGGAGGUGGGGAUGUGGGCUUUUAAUGGCGCGCGCCAUGUGACCCUCCUCAUGGUCGCGAAGUUGCGCGUGGCAUGUUUAAUUCGCGCGACAGGUAAUUAAAAAAAAAAAGAAAAAAAGGGGGGGGGAGGCGGAACGUGAAUCGUGGAAAUGCAGACCGGGGAUCUGGGCAGCGCGCUCUGCGUCAUCACCGGGGCUUCGCGCGGCUUCGGCCGCACGCUCGCGAGGCACGUCGCCCGGUGGCUCAAGCCGGGGUCGGUGCUCGUGCUGGCAGCCCGCUCCGGGCCCGACCUCCGGGCGCUGCAGACCGAGCUGACCGCUUCUGGCACCGGCCCAGCCGUGCGCUGCGUGGCGGCGGACCUGGCGACGAAAGAAGGCGUGGCGAGGGUGGUCGGAGCGGCCGCGGAGGCGUCGACCCAGGACGUCGACCACCUCAUGUUGGUCAACAACGCCGGCUCCCUCGGCGACGUGUCCCGCUACACCCGGGACGUGGUCAGCAUGUCCGAGGUGGACUCCUACCUGUCCUUCAACGUCAGCUCGGCGCUGUGCGUCACCACCGGUGUGCUGCGGGCGGUCCCGCCGCGUCCCGGCCUGAAACGCACCGUGGUCAACGUCACCUCUCUGUGCGCCCUGCAGCCCUUCCCCUCCUGGGUGCUGUACUGCACUGGCAAGGCCGCCCGGGAGAUGAUGUUCAAGGUCCUGGCAGAAGAGGAGCCGGACAUUCGGGUGCUCAACUACUCCCCGGGGCCUCUGGACACGGCCAUGCAGGCGGAGGCCAGGUCCAGCACCGCUGACCCGGGCGUCAGGGACUCCUUCUCGGCCAUGUUCGCCCAGGGCCAGCUGCUGACCUGCGACGCCUCUUGUGCCAAACUGCUGACGGUUCUUCUCAAAGACGAGUACCGUUCUGGAGACCACGUUGACUUUUAUGACCUGUAGAGGAAGCCGGGGUGGUGCCCCCCCCCCCCUCUAGCCAAGAGACACAGCAGCACUUGCUUGUCUAUGUAGAUUUUUUCUCCCCCAAGUCUAAGCUUUCAUUUGGACUCAUUCUACAUAGAGUGAAACUUAAUUCAGCUGUUGCACACAGAAGCUUAUCUCUACAAGGAUGCUGAUCAACUCUCGGAUUCAAAUAGACUGGAAGGGAAAGUGACAAUAGCCCCACGUCGUCUGUGGGCUACUGUCACUGUCAUGUCAGUGAUGUCCACCUUCACUUUGUGGGUAAAACCUGAGCUUUUCUUUCUCAAGUGGCAUUAGAUAACUUGAUAUUUGUCGUCAAGGUUGACAGAUUGAAAUGUAAGGCAAUACAGCCCAUCUUGGUUGUCCGCCCAGUGACAAUCUUACACUAAAUGUACCAAACGCUUGUGUGGAGCUAAUGCGGUAUGACUCUGGAGUAUUCUGCAGUGUGUUUUAACUUGAUUGUACCGAGUUCUGCAAUGUCACAGUGCCUAUACUGUAGUUUCAUGCUGCGCUUAAUCACCUAGAUGUGUCCAAUUACUAUUUUCAUUAGUAUUUUGAUUCCCCCCCCCCCACCACCACCAAGUUUUACAUUUUAUUUUCCAGACAUUCCCACAGCGAGGGAGGCUUGUGGCUUUAGUUUUCAUGUGUAAGUUACUGCAAAAGGUUGUUUUGUUUUUAAUCAUUUACUUCAAGUGGGUUACCAAACCAGUUUGGUUGCCCUAUGUAAAGUUCUCAUGUGUGUUUUACUGCAAUAGAUGUUUUGUUUUUAAUCAUUUACUUCAAGUGGGUUACCAAACCAGUUUGGUUGUCCUAUGUAAAGUUCUCAUGUGUGAGUUACUGCCAUAGAUGUUUUGUUUUUAAUCAUUUACUUCAAGUGGGUUACCAAACCAGUUUUGUAAAAUUAAAUUAAAAUAAAAUAAAAUUAUCCAACCAGA
Messenger RNA from Lampris incognitus (smalleye Pacific opah), 2105 nucleotides. Its product is annotated as sepiapterin reductase-like. The coding region runs from base 367 to 1152 and encodes 261 amino acids. Gene Ontology annotation, molecular function: sepiapterin reductase (NADP+) activity. NCBI's taxonomy places the organism in Eukaryota, Metazoa, Chordata, Actinopteri, Lampriformes, Lampridae. The record is from RefSeq and is a predicted model, not a curated record. Gene Ontology annotation, biological process: tetrahydrobiopterin biosynthetic process. The transcript has a single exon.